Messenger RNA from Lolium perenne, 1021 nucleotides. RefSeq names its product lecithin-cholesterol acyltransferase-like 4. The record is from RefSeq and is a predicted model, not a curated record. NCBI's taxonomy places the organism in Eukaryota, Viridiplantae, Streptophyta, Magnoliopsida, Poales, Poaceae.
CUCCCUUUCCCUUAUCCCUUCACGCACGCACACCACACACCACACACCGCAGCUCGCCCACGCACACAAGCGCCGCCGCCCCUCCCCAAGACCAGCGCCGCCCACGCAGACACGCGCCGCCCACGCACACAAGCGCCGCCGCCCCUCCCCAGAUUCCGGCCAUCCCCCGACGCCACGCCACGCCACCCUCCGAUUCGAGCUAAGAGGACUUCGAUCUGGCGGGAAACCCUCGCGCUCUCGCCGGCUUGAUGUUCAUCUGACGACCUGGGGACCUGCUCAGAACCGCGGCGUUUCACGGGGGCCGAGAUUUGGUGCCCGGGGGCAUGGCGGUGCUGGAGGACUUGAUCCGGGCGAUCGAGUUGUGGCUGCGCAUCGCCAAGGAGCAGGUGCCCCUGAUUGACCUCAACCUCGACCCAGUGCUGCUCGUGCCCGCCAUCGGCGGCUCCAUCCUCGAGGCCGUCGACCAGGCUUGGAACAAGGAGCUGGUCUGGGUGCGCAUCCUCGCCGCCGACCACGAGUGCCACGAGAAGCUCUGGGCCAAGUUCGAUGCUGCCACUGCAAUUUUAAAAUUGGACCAUCUUCUCCUGGGCAGUCUGCCAUGUAUAAUAUGUUUGAGAUGUUUGAAGGAUACUUGCAUACCUGAAGAUGCUCUGUUGAAAGAUCCAAGGAGGCUCUAUGCACCAGGUCGGAUAUAUCACAUUGUGGGAAGGAAAAGUUUCAGGAAGCUCGGCUUCGGAGUCCGUGCACGCAGGAGGAGCUGGCCGGCGGCGUUUCAGCGAGUAGGCUGGCCGGUGUCGAUUGAGCGAGUAGGCUGGCCCGGCAGCCAGCGGAGGAGCGAGGAGCCUGGUGGGCAGCUAGAAGCUAGCUAGCCGCUGGACGGAGAUUUUGUAUUCACAUGUGCAAGCCACCCUAAUAAGCUGAGAUUGCCGGGAAAACGGGGAGAACUUGUAUCUAUUUGUGUAAUAUUUGCUAUUGGAUACUUUCUAUAUCUGUUGUGUUAUUGAUGUGUAUCUUGCUGUCA